This is a messenger RNA of Helobdella robusta, 786 nucleotides long. RefSeq lists its product as hypothetical. The record is from RefSeq and is a predicted model, not a curated record. The transcript has 6 exons. Lineage: Eukaryota; Metazoa; Annelida; Clitellata; Rhynchobdellida; Glossiphoniidae. Gene Ontology annotation, molecular function: protein binding. The annotation marks the transcript as partial.
AAAGUUUUAAUGACGGUCGUGACUGAAAGUCGUUUAGUGACAUUUUGAUUAAUUCAUCUUCAAAGAUCACGUUUCAAUUUUUGGUCUACACAGUCCGUUGUUUCUAAAAAAAAUUUUCUUCACGAUUUUAGUUUAAAUAUUUAUUUAUUAAUUUUUUUCAUUAUUAUGUAAAAAUGUCAGAAUUUGAUCCACAAGAUAAAAACAGUUGGUACUUUGGGACAGUAUCGAGGGAGGAGGCCAAUAGCAUACUCCAAUCAGAACAGGAUAAUGGUAUUUUCUUGGUGAGAGAUAGUACAUCAAUCAAAGGCGAUUUCGUUGUUUGUGUCAAGGAGGACAACAAGAUAAGCCACUACAUAGUCAACAGAAUAAACUCAGCCGGCACAGUCAGGUUUCGAAUUGGGGACCAAGAGUUUCCGACAUUAUCUGCCCUCCUCAAAUUUUAUAAAUCACAUUGCUUAGACACCACCCCACUCAGACGACCUGCCCAGAGACAAAAGUACAGAGCAAAAUAUAAAUUUCCUGGCCGUGAUCCAGAUGAUUUGCCAUUUGAGAAAAAUGACAUACUGACGAUAAUAAGGAAAGAUGAGGAGCAGUGGUGGCUCGCUGCUAACGAGAAGGGACUGACUGGUCUUGUGCCUGUGCCCUACAUUGAGAAGUACACAGAGGAGAUGCACGUCCUAACCCCCGGCACCCCGGGUUCGACCCUGUUAAACAACAGCAGCACCAACAACAUGUUUGUUGACACCCAGGGACCCACCCUACCCGAUGUUAUCAGUGUCAAGGAGG